GGAGCGCGAGGCAUCAGGGGACCAAUCAGGUGUGAGUUGAACGGGCACGAGAAGCCUGUACCUGAGAAGCCUUCACCUGUAAAUGCGCGAGCCCAAACUGAUACAGCGGGCAGUGCCGCGGUCACGUGCAGCCACCUGGCCCUUCUCUAAAAACCUGCCUCUGUCAGUCUGGAGGAAGCUAAAAGAAAAACUGAAAUAAAAUAAAAGACCAAACAAAGUGAUCAGUCAUGUUAAGCGUGAGGGUUACGUUGUUAUUUUGUCUCGCUUUGCUCGGUGUUUCUCGAGCCGCUCCGGAGGACGUGUACAUCAAGGUGGUUCGCCUGCUGUCUCCGGGGGAAGAGUACCUGAGUGAAACCGCGCUUCAGUCCUUUUUCAAACUUCUGGAGAAACGUGUGCAAUGUGCCGGUGUGUCGUGUGAAAAGUGCUUGUCGGAGGAGAGUGUAGGGCAGCUGGUGAGCAACUACUCCAGCUCCAGUGGUGUGCAGGUGGAGGGUUUCUUCAGGUUGGCUGCUGGAUGCUCUCUGCUGCUCAGCUCCCCCUUGAACACCUGCACGGCCAUCACAGAGGGACGCUGGGAACAGGAGACGAGACGCUUUAUCCACAUGCUGUUGGACCACAGUGAACACGGCCUGGACGAGCUCUUACAUGAUAUCGAAGAGCAUUAUAUACCUGAACAUCACAAUGGGCACUGCCUCACUCUGACUGACAUCCUGAAAGAGAGCGAAGUGACUCUGCCUGACGGAGACCACCAUCACGCUGACCCUCACGCUGACCUCCAUACUGUGUUCGGUGUUCUACUCUACCACGUCUUACUGGGAGACUGCAUCACCUCUCACAGCCUUCCUGCAGAGGACUUCUUCCUGGAUUACAUAUUCAACCACUUUGGCCCAGAUCACAUCACCGUUCAAGACCUCGACAGGUUGAUGGGAGCUCUGAACCUGGGACAGAAUAAUGCUAAUGACCAUGAGCAUGACCACAGCCACGAGGCCCAUAAUGAAGACAUGAGACUCGUCCAACAUGAUGAAGAGGGCCUCAGGCAGAGUCGCGAUGAGCCUCGGGCCUCCAACAACAGCUGGGACACGUUCUGUUUCCGUGCCGAGGAGUUGUUGAAGAUCUACCAGAUGAACAGCUCAGGACUGGACAGAGAUCAGUUCACUCGGCUGAGCCCAGCUCUGACCCAGCAGCUCCUUAGUAAAGCCUGUACCAAACCCCCGACGGUGUUGUCCGACUCCCUCAGCACCACAGAGCGAUACGUGUACGCCACCCUGGCCAACGCGGUGAUCUGUCUGAUGGCCAUGUUCGGGAUCGUGGUGCUGCUGUGUACGUCCUGCAGCAGCCUGUUCCAACUGUGUAUUCAGUUCUGCAUCAGUCUCGCCGUGGGCUCGCUGACGGGUGACGCUCUGCUCCACCUCCUUCCCAUGUUCUUGGGGAUACAUGAGCACAGCGACGGAGCAAGUGAACAUGCACAUGACACUACGUACAUCUUUAAACUACUGGUGCUUUUGGGAGGGAUCUAUUACUUCUACCUGAUGGAGACCAUCUUCUCAAUCAUCACUCACAAAAACAAACACUCUCAUCACCAUGAAGAGGACGACGAGCCACACCACUGUGACCAUGACAAAGUCCUGCAGAUGUACCAGAGAGAGAAAAAGAGCAAUCUCUCCACAUCACAAGCAGACCUGGUAGAUGGGGAAAAAAAGUCCUUCCCCGAUUCAGAAGCAGCCCCUCGCACAAGAGAGCAGCGCCUCCUUCCGUAUAUGAUUACAAUCGGCGACAGCAUUCAUAACUUUGCAGACGGCCUGGCCAUCGGCGCCGCCUUUUCACUCUCCUGGCGCUCAGGAUUGGCUACAUCUCUGGCUGUGCUGUGCCAUGAACUGCCACAUGAGCUGGGUGAUUUUGCUGUGCUGCUGCACUGCGGCAUGUCGGUGAAGAAAGCUCUGCUGCUAAACGUGGGCAGCGCUCUGACCUCCUUUAUCGGCCUCUACAUCGCUCUCUCAGUCUCCACCGACUCUGGAGCCAAAGAGUGGAUAGCAGCAGUCACAGCAGGCCUCUUCCUCUACGUAGGACUCGCCGAUAUGCUUCCCACCAUGAUCCACGUGGACAGCGAGAGGCCAUGGGUGACCUUUCUGCUGCAGAACCUGGGUUUGCUUUCUGGCUGGGCCAUCCUACUGCUGCUCUCUCUGUACGAGGACAAGAUCGGCAUCUAGAGAACUGUUUUGUUGUUGUUGUUGUUGUUGUUGUUUUAACCCCUGAUGUUUAGUGUAAUUUAUGUCUUGCUUGUAGUUAAGGUUUUUAGAAAAAUACACUGCUAUGAAAACAGGUGCAAAGAGGGACAGAUACACAGUGGGUCACAUCAAUUGAAUUUGACGGGUGAUGUGGAUUUAAAAAGGGAACAGACUCAUAUUUGGACAUCAGAGUAUGACGAUUUUCGAGAAAUACACCCAAACCAAUCGGGAUUGAACUGAAGACCUGCCAACCCAAAGAGAAAUAAGAUAUAUAUAUUUUUUAAACCUACAAUAGUACCUUUUCAAUAUAGUCCAAGUCCUUAUACAAACCACUUGUCUAAUGUCCGUCAUGUCCCUUUAAACACUUUGGAGUGAUCAGUGCCUUUAAAAUGUGUGUAAGGUGUAAGAUGUUGAACGUCACUGUAAACUUAUUAAUCUUUUUUGUUGCCAAAAUGUUCAGCCUUUUUUUUGUUCCUCUGACCUUUUUCUGGUUGGAAGGUGUUUUGGUGGCCAAAUUUCCCUGCAUCCCUACUAAAUAGUUAAAUUUCACUAUAUGGCCAAAAGUUUGUGGACACCUGAACAUCACAGCCGUACGUGCUUGUUGAACAUCCCAUCUCCUUUACUGGUAUAAUAACCUCCAGUCUUCUGGGAAGGCAUUCCACUAGAUUUUGGAGCAUAGUUGUGGGGAUUUGUGUGCUCGUUCAGAGAGAAGAGGCACUGAUGUCGGGUGAGGAGGGCUGGGGUGCAUUCAGUGUUUCAGUUCAUUACAAAAUUGUUCAUUGGGGUUGAGGUCAGGGCUCCGUGCACUCGAACACUCGAAUUCUUCCACUCCAACUUUGGUGUGCCAUGUGUUCAUGGAGUUCUCUUUGUGCACGGGACGUUGUGAUGCUGGAACAGGUUUGGGCCUUCAGUUCCAGUGAAGGGAAGUCGUAAAGCUACAGCAUACAAAGACAUUCUAAACAAUCGUGUGUGCCCAACUUUGUGGCCACAGUUUAAGGGAAGAACCACAUGUGGGUGUGAUGGUCUGGUGUCCAUAUUUUUGAGUGUUAAAAUGUAGAACAUCUGCAUAAAAUCCAUAAGUAGUGAUGCUCCAAUCGACCGGCCGCCAAUCAGUAUCGGCCGAUAAUCACAUUCUAUGACUCGAUCGGUAGUCUCUAAAUUUGGCCGAUCUCAGUCAUGUCAUCAUCAGUGUGGAAUUUUUACAAGGUCUCAAGAAACAAUGAAAAAUUCAUGUAUCUGCCGUGUAUUUUUAAAGGCCUAUUAAAGUGUCCAUUGUAGAGUGAA
This is a messenger RNA of Ictalurus punctatus (channel catfish), 3509 nucleotides long. It is a transcript of the gene slc39a4, whose product is annotated as solute carrier family 39 member 4. Lineage: Eukaryota; Metazoa; Chordata; Actinopteri; Siluriformes; Ictaluridae. Bases 228 to 2207 code for a protein of 659 amino acids. The record is from RefSeq and is a predicted model, not a curated record. Gene Ontology annotation, biological process: intracellular zinc ion homeostasis; zinc ion import across plasma membrane. The transcript is spliced from 12 exons. Gene Ontology annotation, cellular component: membrane. Gene Ontology annotation, molecular function: zinc ion transmembrane transporter activity.